Manis pentadactyla (Chinese pangolin) is the source of this 1156-nucleotide messenger RNA. RefSeq names its product UFM1 specific peptidase 1 (inactive) (gene UFSP1). The transcript has 2 exons. The record is from RefSeq and is a predicted model, not a curated record. NCBI's taxonomy places the organism in Eukaryota, Metazoa, Chordata, Mammalia, Pholidota, Manidae. The coding region runs from base 1 to 1011 and encodes 336 amino acids.
AUGUCCCCCCAACCCACUUGCCCGGGUGCUCGGGCCACAGACACGCUGGACGAGGCGGAGCGCCAGUGGAAGGCCGAGUUCCACCGCUGGAGCUCCUACAUGCGCCUGCGCAGUAACAACAGCGGAGGCGGGGCGCAGCAGUGCAUUGUGGGAUCCUCGCAGAUUGCUGUUGUCCCCGUGCCCGGUCGUGCCCUCCACGGAAGGACGAGAGCGUCCCUGGCCCCCGCGUGCCAGUUCUGCCUGCAGCUAGCCCAAGCCCCAGGGCUGAAAGGAAGCCAGCCUCCGGAGUUCCCUCCGCGCUGCCAGGAGGACGCAUCUGCCCGGCCUCGGCGACCUCCGCUCCCGCCCGCCGCCCUGGAGCCGCUUAAGGACGUACACCUGGGCCUGGCCCCGCCCGGCCGCGGCCCCGCUCGCCUGGCCCUCCUCUCGGGCCACUAUCUCUACUAUCACUACGGCUGCCACGGCCUCGACGACCGGGGCUGGGGCUGCGGCUACCGCACUCUGCAAACGUUGUGCUCGUGGCCAGAGGGCCGGCCCGCGGGUGUGCCCGGGCUAGCUAACGUGCAGGCUGCCCUGGAGGACAUGGGCGACAAGCCCCCCGGGUUCCGGGACUCCCGGAGCUGGAUUGGCUGUGUCGAGGCCAGUCUCUGCCUUGACUAUUUCGGAGGGCCCCAGGCACGCCUAUGCCACGUGCCCCGUGGAGCUGGACUUCAGGGGCAAAUGGAGAUGCUUUACUCCCACUUCGCUGGGGGAGGGGGGCCUGUAAUGGUUGGGGGAGAUGCAGAUGCCCAGUCUAAGGCCUUGCUAGGAGUCGCCCUGGGGCCAGGCAUGGAAGCUUAUGUCCUGGUAUUGGACCCUCACUGCUGGGGUGCUCCAAAAAACCCCAGCCAACUACAGGCUGCUGGGUGGGUGGGCUGGCAAGAGGUAGGCAAAGCCUUUAACCCUAACUCCUUCUACAACCUGUGCUUGACCAGCUGUACCUCCAAAAAGCAGCAGCAUGCCCUGGACUGAGGCCAGUGUCUCAGAGACUCUGGCCCUACAUGUGCUCACCUACCCACCCCACAACCACCAAAGGCAGAGGUUGCCUGAUGUCAGGUCCCCACGAAGUCUGGACAGAGUCUGAGGCCUUUGACAUCAAUAAAGUGGCAAGAACCAG